This is a messenger RNA of Cavenderia fasciculata, 741 nucleotides long. It is a transcript of the gene psmA6, whose product is annotated as proteasome subunit alpha type 6. Bases 1 to 741 code for a protein of 246 amino acids. NCBI's taxonomy places the organism in Eukaryota, Evosea, Eumycetozoa, Acytosteliales, Cavenderiaceae. The record is from RefSeq and is a predicted model, not a curated record. Gene Ontology annotation, cellular component: cytosol; proteasome core complex; proteasome core complex, alpha-subunit complex. The transcript is spliced from 5 exons. Gene Ontology annotation, biological process: ubiquitin-dependent protein catabolic process.
AUGGGCAGCAGAGCAGGUACCGCAGGUUACGAUAUGAGUAUCGUUUUCUCACCACAAGGAAAGUUAUAUCAAGUUGAAUAUGCAUUCAAGGCUAUCAAGUCUGGAGGUUUAACUUCAAUUGGUAUUCGUGGUAAAGAAUGUGUAGUUGUUGCAGGUCAAAAGAAGAUCCCAGAUAAAUUAAUCGACCCAUCAACAGUUACUUCAAUUUAUAAGAUUACAGAUUAUAUUGGUUGCAUUGAAACUGGAAUUGUUCCUGAUGCUAAAUUACAUGUAAGCAGAGCAAGACAAGACGCAGCUGCUUUCCAUCAUAAAUUUGGUUACCAAAUUCAACCAAACUUUAUGGCUAAAAAGGUAGCUGAUUAUGCUCAAUUAUCAACUCAACAUGCUUCAGCUAGACCAUUGGGUGUUUCAAUGAUUCUUAUUGGUAUUGAUGAUGAUUUGGGACCUCAAUUAUUCAAGAUGGAUCCAUCAGGAGCCUAUUUUGGAUACAAGGCUACAGGUGCUGGUGAAAAAGAACAAGAAGCUACCAACUUUCUUGAAAAGAAAUUUAAAUCAAAUCCACAACUUACACAAGAUGAAACCAUUCAACUUGCCAUUUCGACUUUACAAAAUGUUUUGGGUGCAGAUUUGAAGGCUAGCGAUAUUGAAAUUGGUAUUUGUACAAUGGAAAAGAGAAAGUUUACUUUAUUAACAGAAUCUGAAAUCGAUAGUCAAUUGACUAAAUUGGCUGAAAGAGAUUAA